Messenger RNA from Amyelois transitella, 509 nucleotides. Its product is annotated as vitelline membrane protein Vm26Ab. The transcript has 3 exons. The coding region runs from base 12 to 509 and encodes 165 amino acids. The record is from RefSeq and is a predicted model, not a curated record. NCBI's taxonomy places the organism in Eukaryota, Metazoa, Arthropoda, Insecta, Lepidoptera, Pyralidae.
CAUCAAUCAGAAUGUUCAAGCUGGUUAUCUUCGCUACAGUUAUGGCGGUCGCUGCUGCCAAACCUGGCAUCCACUCUGUUGCCUACCCCGCCGCCCCGGUCGUAGCAGCUGCCUACACCGCCCCGGUCGCUGCGGCAUACACCGCCCCGGUCGCUGCUGCAUACACCGCCCCGCUCGCUGCGGCAUACACCGCCCCGGUAGCUGCGGCAUACACCGCCCCGGUCGCUGCAGCAUAUACCGCCCCGGUAGCUGCAGCAUAUACCGCCCCGGUCGCUUACUCCGCGUAUACAGCUCCAGUUGUCUCAGCUGCUUAUAGAGCUCCGCUAAUCUUCAUGACCCUGUUGGCGUUCGCCAUCGCCAAGCCGCUGGUCUACACUGCACCCAUUGCUGCCGCUUACACCGCCCCCGUCGCCGCAGCGUACACUGCUCCCGUCGCGUAUUCGGCGUACUCAGCAUACCCCUAUUACUCCGCGUAUGGAUACGCCGCCCCAUACACGUACUACCUUUGA